UAGGCAUCAGCCAGCUCCUCACGAACGCACGGUCGCAGAGACACCGCACGAGAGCAGCUCCACCACUUCCCUCCCACACGAGCCCAAGAAGCAACCAUGGCGGCGGCGAAGGCCACCCUCGUCUGCUUCAUGGUCAUGGCUCUCGCGACGGCGCUGCUGGCAGUGCCGGGCGCGGUGGAGGGGGCAACGUGCAGCCCGACGCAGCUGACCCCGUGCGCGCCGGCCAUCAUCGGGAACGCGGCGCCGAGCGCGGCGUGCUGCGGGAAGCUCAAGGCGCACCCGGCGAGCUGCCUGUGCAAGUACAAGAAGGACCCCAACCUGCAGCGCUACGUCAACUCCCCCAACGGCAAGAAGGUCUUCGCCGCGUGCAAGCUGCGCCUGCCAAGCUGCUGAACUAGCUAUUGGUGCCACGAGCUUCGUCCAUGUCCCUCGCGCGUUGCACGUACACUACGUACGCUGGAGUACCGAGAGUGUGUGAGGUAUAAUAAUAAAACGAGGCGAGUGCUAUAUACUUUAUAUAUUAAACAGAAAUAAAUUGACAGCGCUGUACUACUUUGGUACGGUGCCCGUUAUGUCCAUGUGCAUGUAUACUCAUGUCCUGUGUAUGCCAGCAUAUACAUGUCAGAGUAAUAAACAAAAAUUUUUGUUC
Molecule: messenger RNA, 649 nt
Organism: Triticum urartu
Lineage: Eukaryota; Viridiplantae; Streptophyta; Magnoliopsida; Poales; Poaceae
Source: RefSeq, a predicted model, not a curated record